Molecule: messenger RNA, 1159 nt
Organism: Dioscorea cayenensis subsp. rotundata (Guinea yam)
Lineage: Eukaryota; Viridiplantae; Streptophyta; Magnoliopsida; Dioscoreales; Dioscoreaceae
Product: root phototropism protein 2-like
Exons: 2
Coding region: 173-859 (228 amino acids)
Source: RefSeq, a predicted model, not a curated record
GAGGAGAAGAGUAUUGGAAUGUGAAAGGUCGGAUCUGACACGUGUGGAUCUGUCCGGCGUGCCGGGCGGCGCAGAGACGUUUGAGAAGGCGGCAAAGUUUUGUUAUGGAGUGAACUUUGAGAUCUCAGUGAAUAAUAUAGCAGCCCUCCGGUGUGCGGCGGAGUACCUUGAGAUGACUGAUAAGUAUUAUGAAGGGAAUUUGGCAGGGAGGUCAGAAGAUUUCUUGGCUCAGGUGGCGUUGAAGACUUUGCCCGGAGCUGUCCUUGUGCUCAAAUCUUGUGAGAGUCUUCUUCCUAUGGCUGAAGAUAUUGGACUCGUUCAGAGAUGUGUGGAUGUUAUUGCCUUGAAGGCAUGCAACGAGUCAAACUUUCCAACUCGGUCUCAAGCCGAGUGGUGGGCCUUUGAGUUGGCCCCUCUAAGCCCUAACUCGCUCCACAAGAUCCUCGCCGCCAUGAAAUCCCACGGCGCCACCCCCAAAACCCUAGCCACCACCGUCUCCACCUACGGCAAGAAGUCCAUGACCGUCCUCCUCUACCUUCCCAGCAACUUCCCCACCUCCCUCUCCGGCGACACCCUCUCCCACCAACGCGGACUUCUCGAAUCAUUCGUCGCCAUUCUCCCUCCUGACAGCGACGCCCCCCUCCACACCAGCUUAAUUUUGUGCCUUCUUUACGCCUCCAACUUCCUAUCCGCUUCCAACGCCUGCCACUAUGUGCUCCAGCGCCGGCUUUCCCACGCCAUCAUCCAAGCCACUUCUGACAACCUCCUAGCCGUUACCCAAGAUGACCCCGAUGAUCGCAUCCGCCGGGUUUUCUCUCGCUUAAUUGGGAAGGAGGAGUCGGAGGCACAUAGUGCAUGACGGUUGUGUUUCUACAGGCUGAAUAGCUUGUUUGAAUUAAUCAUCUUGGAUUAUUUAGUGUAGUUCAUGUUUUUUAUCUUUCCGCAUGACUUUGUGUGCAUCCACGUUAGGGGCCAUAUAAAAAAAAAUUGAAUGAGUUAGUGUAAGCCAUGUUCUGUUGGUUAUAAGAUAGUGUGGUAAAAGUUGGACGUGAAACGAAUGUAGGGCACAUUAUUAGUUAUGUAACUACUAGAUAGUUAAUAUAUAUAUAUAGGAAGAAAAAAAAAUAGAAAAGCUGUGAAGUUUUGUAGCAUAAAAGAA